AUGGAAGUCGAUCUUGUCAAUUAUGAGAAUUUGUCCGGUGGAUACCCAGAUACCCAUCCAACUGGAACUAUGGAACACUGGAAUUCCGAUGAACUGACCUCUACUGAAGGUGUAGAGACUUCAUUUGCUAAAGCAGAUGAUAUAAUGAAAAAUGAUUUGCCAUAUCAUUGUGCCUUCAAUAAGAAAGCCACCAUGGCCAUCUCGCCAAGGUAUACGGACAUAUAUGCUAGUCCAACGGAUACAUACAUAUCCCCUCAAAAUGCAUCACCUGAGUCACUCUCAUCUCACCCGGAUCUCGGCAAGAGGGAAGAGUUUGUAUCUUCUGAUAUACCUGUAGACGAUGAAUUUACUGUAAGACCGCCAUCAUCUACUCAUGUUUCUUUUGCUUUAGUUUUAUUGACUCUCUGCGAUCUUUUCCCUUUCUGUCUCUCUUUUCAUACCAAGAUAUUUUUAGUCUAA
Molecule: messenger RNA, 459 nt
Organism: Trichophyton verrucosum HKI 0517
Lineage: Eukaryota; Fungi; Ascomycota; Eurotiomycetes; Onygenales; Arthrodermataceae
Exons: 1
Coding region: 1-459 (152 amino acids)
Source: RefSeq, a predicted model, not a curated record